This is a messenger RNA of Monoraphidium neglectum, 2124 nucleotides long. RefSeq lists its product as hypothetical. Gene Ontology annotation, cellular component: membrane. The coding region runs from base 1 to 2124 and encodes 707 amino acids. The transcript has a single exon. NCBI's taxonomy places the organism in Eukaryota, Viridiplantae, Chlorophyta, Chlorophyceae, Sphaeropleales, Selenastraceae. The record is from RefSeq and is a predicted model, not a curated record.
AUGGGCACUGCCGUUGCUGGCAGGUGCAGCGGCCGCGCGGCCGUCGCGUUGCGUGGCACCGCGCGAUUGUCGCUGCAGCGCUUGGGACAGCAGCAGCACAGUCGAGGCGCUGCGGUCAGUGGUCGCAGUAGCAGCAGCGCCGGCAGAGCCAAUGUGAGGGGCGAGAGCGCAGGUGGUGACAACAGGGCGGACGGCUCGCCUGGGUCAAGCUGUGGCAGUGGCCAGGACACUGUUGACGUCACAAGCAACAGCAUCGACCGCGGCAGUGCCGACAUCACCAGCAGCAGCAGCAGCAGCAGCAGCAGCAGCAGCAGCAGCAGCAGCAGCAAUUACAACGGCAAUCACAGCAGCAGCGGCGGCAGAAGCAGUAGCGAAAACAGUAGCAGCAGCGCCGACCAAGGCGUCAACAGCACCGAUGGCGGCGGCGGCGCCAGCGCGGGCUAUGUGGCGCUCGUCCUUGUGACGCUGCUGUGGGGCUCCUACACGCCGGCGCUGCGCUACCUAUUCAGCAUCGACGCAGCCAUCACGCCCGCGCAGCUGGUUGCGACGCGCGCCGCCAUAUCCGCUUCGGCCCUGUUGGCCGCUUCGGGUGGCGCAGCCCUGUGGAGACUGUGGAAACAGCAGCAGCAGCAGCAGCAGCAGCAGCAGCAGCAGCAGCAGCAGCAGCAGCAGCAGCAGCAGCCGCGACAACAAGGCUCAACGCCCAGCGGCAGUCCGGCGGCCGUGGCCGCGCAGGCUGUGCCGGUAGCGGCAACGCUGCUGGCUGGGGCCGAGCUAGGGCUCUGGAACUUUGCCGGCACGGCCAGCCAGGCGCUUGGGCUCGAGCUGACCACUGCCACGAAAGCGGCGUUUCUCGGGCAGGUCACGGGGGCCAUCACGCCCUGCCUCGCCGUGCUGCUGGGCCAGCGCGUGCCGGCACCCAACUGGGCGGCGUGCGUGGUGGCGCUCGCGGGCAGCUACCUCAUAACCAUUGACGCUGUCGGGCCCUCGAUGGUGCAGGCGCCCCUGCAGCAGCAGCAGGAGCAGCAGCAGCAGCAGCAGCAGCAGCAGGAAUCUGGCAUGGUGCUCAGGGGUACGGUGCCGCCAUCGGCGUCAGAGGCCGCAGCAGAGUACCCAUUGGUGCGCGGCGGGUACAGCACACUGUGCGUGCCGGUGGCGGGCGAGCAAACGGCUGCAACGCUCUCCGUGGGGCUGCAGGCGCCCAGCCUGGUGUGCGAACCGCGGGACGAAGGUGGCCAGCCUCAUGCAAGGGGCGCCCCGCAGGAGCGCCCCAGCACACGCAGCAGCUCUGGCGGCGGCGACCUGCCAGCCGCCAGCACGGCCGUCGCCAGUAGCAGUGGUGGCGGCAUCCGCAGGGGCGGUGGCGGCGAUUCGAACAGCAGUGCAAACAGCAGCAACACAGCUAGCCUGGGGCUAGAUGGAAAACAGCAGCUUGAUCUGCAGGCCAAGCGGUCACAAGCCCAGCCCCGGCAGGAGCAGCAGCAGGAGCUGCGGCAGGAGCAGCAGCAGGAGCAGCAGCAGCAGCAAGGGGCGCAGCAGCAGCAACAGCCGCAGCAGCAGCGCAGCGGCGACGGCUACGUGCUGCUUGCAUGCUGCUUCUACGCCCUCGCCACAGUGCGCCUCUCCGCGCUUGCGCCGCGCCACGACCCCGUGGCCCUCACCACCAUUAAAACCGUCUCGCUCGCCGCUGCCUCAGCGGCAUGGCUGCUGGCCAGCAGCCCCGGCGGCGGCGACGGCGGCGGCAGUGGCUCCCAGCUGCUCCUGCCGCCCGCGCUGGCCGGUGGCACCCCUCUGGUGGUGUUGGCGUACUCGGCCCUGGGCCCGGGGGCGCUCGCGGCGUACCUCCAGGUGCGGGGGCAGUCAGAAGUCAAGGCGGCGCAGGCGCAGGUGGUCUUUGCGCUGACGCCCAUCUGGUCGGCGCUGCUGGCGCUGGGGCUGGAAGGGGAGGGCAUGGGCCCGUUGGGCUGGGCGGGCGCGGGUGUGGUCGUCGCCGCUACGGCGGGGGUGGCGCUCGCGCCGGCGGAGCGGGAUGGGGGCGGCGGCGCCGGCGGCGGCGCCAGCAGCAGCAGUGGCAGUAUCGGGGGGGCCAGCAGCGCCAGUGGCGCAACCACGACGCGGCAGUGA